GGGCUGCGGGAGCCGGAGAACAACCCAAGUGACUGCUCCAUUUCCUAGCCCAGCCCGUUCGCCAGAGAGCAUCUACCAAUGGCGGAGAAGCGGGUCCUGGAGGCAGUGAGCGCCAUGAGUUACAGCAAGCUCCCUCGACUGGAGGUGGACCCAACCCACGUCCUCCCGGUGGGUUUCUGCCGGUCCAGCGGGCUGCCCGACCUCCCCAUGGAUGACCAUUACAGUUACAAAGGCUCCUACUUUACUUUCCCACUCCAGUGCCACGAAGCGCCCAAAACUUUAUCUCACUGGUCGGCUGCCGAGACCUACAGCCAUUGCCCGGCAGGUGCGCCUGGCCAGUCUCCAAGGACAGAGAAAGCUAACUACCAGCCCGAAAUAGAGAGUUUGAAAUCGCGUCAGAGACUUCCGGGUUCUGAAAAGGUCAACGAAUGUAUCAACCGAGAGCGGUGGGCCAGCUAUGUGGGUCACACAGGGGUGAUCCAGCAAGGUUGGAUUCAGGGGUACCCAACCCAGCAGCUCUCUCCAGCUCCUGCAGCUUGCUCCACUUUGGCAGCCCCCAAACCGGUUUACCGAAGCCACCCAUACGGGGCAGAAUCGGGCUACUCCCCCAAAGGGGCUCUGACCUUCCGAAUGCAGAUGGAGAACUUCUCCAAGCGUCUGGAAUGGUCUUCCCCGUCCUCGGUUUUGCCCACUGGUGCCGAGAGUCGCGGUUACAGCACAGGGGGGUCCAAGAAAACCUCGAUGGCGGAGAAUGGCAUGGUGCAGUUUCGGCAAAGGUCCAAAGAGAGCGCUGUUCACUCGGCUGCCUUCUUGCCUUACCAUAAGACAUUGGAGAAAUGCCAGAGGGCACAGAAUGGCUCUUCCUUGGAUGCCAGCUAUCCCUCUGUAAGUCAGAAAAGCAUCUCCGAGUCCCCAGCGGAUAGCAAUUCCAGCAAACACAUGUGGUCCAGGCUGCCACCACCACCUCCUCCUCCUCCUCCUUCCAGCUUACUGGUGAGUCCCCAGGACCUGGCAUACCAGGAGCAAUCACCCUCAUGCUACCCUCUGGGAUCGUAUCCCCUCACUUCUCAUGAACAAAUGUUGUUGUAUCACCAGAGCUACGUGCAAGCCGAAAAAACAAACUCGGUUUUUGCUUUGGCGGCCUGCAAAGGUUUUGGGUCUCCAAGCCGUGAAGAUGGCCAACUGUUCCCCGGGUCAUAUUUUCAGCAAACCUCUCGCAGCUAUUAUCCUGGCCAUCUGGAGAGCUACCUUUACCAGGCUGUGGGCCCGCCUCCAAUGGCCCCCUCUGAAGAGCUUCGCUCUUCAAGGGAACAUGAGCACCCACAGAACUCAACGACCAAGGUGGACUGUGCUCCAAAGACUCCUGUCCCUGCCUGUGCUUUGUCUAAAGAGGCUCCCCCAGCUUGUAGUCAUUGGCGCAGCCGAGGUGAUCUCCCAGACUGGUGUGAGAGUAGCCGUGUUGCAAGAGAAGCCAGCACAAAUUCUUCUGGUCUACAAGCUUUCCCUUCCAUUCAUCAAGUAGACCGGCUGUCUCAUUGUUACGACAGGGUUGGAAAGAUGGAGGGAAAUGGUUGCAAGAAGGAUCUUUGCCCACCAGAAAAGCUGAAUGAGAAGGAGGAGGAAUCUUCUGAGAAACAUCACAAGGUCUCCUUAACUUAUGAAUCUAGGAAGAGGAGCAUCACCACUCACAAAAAUGAAUUGGGAGGCUGCAUAAUUAUUUCUGAUAGUCCCAUUAUCUCCCACCAUCCCUACUGCAAACCAUCCCUGCCCAAAAAUGUUCUGAAGGCUCCCAACAUCCAAUCUAUACCUCAUGUACAUUGGUCCCCAGAGCGUCAACCAAAGGGACUCCAUGAACAGCAUGAAGGUCCCUCAACUUCUUCUCCUCCUAUGCCUGUUAUCAACAACGUCUUCAGCUUAGCUCCAUACCAAGCAUACUUAGAUGGUUCCACCGAUUUGGUGGAACUGGACACCACUAAAAGUUGUCAAGCUGAGGAGUUGCCUCCCAAAAACAGAGACAAGAGUGUGGAAAAUGGAUUUGUGCCUUGGACAGGCUCUAAAAGAUCGACUGAAGAAUCUAAGGUGGAUCUGCCUAGGGAGGAAGGAAGCACUUGCAACACAAUAUCGAAAGUUGGAGAUGCUGACUUGAAUAAAAAUAAUCUCCCAGUAGGACAAGGGGUUGGAGAUUAUGCUGGGCCUGGGCAAAGCUUCAAGGUCAAGCUUUUGAAUCCAACUGAUCUUGGGUCUUGCCAAACAGCCCCUGCCAAUCGUUCCAAUGGUAGAGUUGAGAGACUUACUCAUGAAGACCAUGUGUUGGACCUCAGCUUUAAAACGGAAGACUUGGCAGAGAGACCUGAUCUUCAGCAGCUGCCCAAGAAAGUUGAGGCUCCAGACAGUGGAGGUCCAAAGAUCAAAGGUCAAGAAGUGAAGGGAAAAGCAGCCAGCAGCCAGGGCUCUGUCUCCCAGACAAACGGAGAGGCCUUGGUGCUGCCCGCCAACGGUGAUUCUAGAAGUAACAGACAUUUUCAUAGCUCUGCGGCGUUUCUGUUCAAGAAAUUCAAAAUCUUAAAAGCACAUGCAGCUGAAGCUGCCUCUGGGGUCAAGGAUGUCUCUCUCCCAAAAAAUUCUGGCCCACAAGUUACUCAGCAAAAUAACUCCUUGGUUGGGUCCAGCCUUCCCCAGACUGUGACUCCAUCCAAAACUCUGAUCUUGCAGAUCCAGUGCUUGAAUGCUAAACUGCCCAAUGCUUCAACAUCCUUGCCUCCCAGUGCCCCUCCUGGCUCUCCUGCCCUUAGAGAGACCCCACCAUUGGAUCCCACCAUUGAAAAACAUCUUGGUCAGCAGAAAUCACCCAGGCAGUAUUUCACUGCGUUGCAUACCUCUGUCUGCACUAUAAUUUCUAGUUCGGUGUCUACCUCCUCCCCUGACAAACUCAAGGAAUGGUUGGAGAUGUCUGAGUCCACUGUGGAACUGCAAGAGAAGACCAUCAGUUGCACCAAGCCCAAAAAUGGUUCAAAGGUCUCUGAGGGACCCAAGCUCUCCAAGGGCAAAGAGAUCUGGCUGGCCUUUAAUGAUGUAGAGGCACUCCUCAAGAAGUUGCAAUCUCAACUGGAGAUAUUCGUGCUGUAUAAUAACUGUCCUUUUCCUCAUGUGAUGCGAGCUGGCGCCACUUUCAUCCCUAUUCACGUGGUGAAGGAGGAACUCUUCCCCAAUCUUUCUGGUGUGUCGGUUGACCACGUCUUGCAGGACCACAAGGUGGAACUGCGUCCUACCACCUUGUCUGAAGAGAAGGCAUUGAGGGACUUGGAUCUUAAGAGCUGUACUUCUCGGAUGUUGAAGCUGCUGGCUUUGAAACAGCUGCCAGACAUUUACCUGGACCUCUUGACCCUUCAUUGGCACGAGUGUGUCAAGCAGCAGCUUGGGGAUCCUGCGAACUUGAUCCCAAACAGUGAUAUUGAGGCAUUAGGAACAGAUGCAACCACAGAGUCUCUUGACCAGGACUUCAGAGAGAAGAGUACCAAAGGCAAAACAUGUGGAUUGGCAGCUUGUUUUGGGACUACGUCCUCGCAUUGCAAGACUCCCCAACCAGAAGAUAAAGAAACAAUUGCCAGAUGUUCCUCACCUUCCCUCCAACAUGGUUGUGUGCUAAAGGGGAUGAAGGUGCUUCCUAAGGAAGACUCAGCCUUGGAGACCAAGGGACUCACUCUUUGCUCUGGUGCUAGGAGACCAUCCCAUAAACAGCCAAGGACUCUUGAGCUUAAAUUGACUGCUAAGGUUGCUAGGAGGACAACCAGGGCCUCCAAGAUCCUUCACCUCCGAAAAUCUGUGGUUCACAUCCAAUUCCAGAACGCUCUUCAGGACAUUGAGGGACCUCAGGUUCUUGGUCCUUCAAGGAAGAGGAAGAAAGUCCCACCACCGCUCCUCCUAAAGCAUUUCAAGCGGCGGACAUGCAGUCGUGUCAAGGUUUCUUCCGUGCCCUCUGAGUACCCAGAACUUGUUGGCAAGAGGAUCAGGCACUUGUAUGAGGAGAAGGACAAGACCGAGGCCUGGUAUCAGGGCGUGGUGCUUCGGGUUCACAAACCCCACAAAAACCCUUUGAAGACGGUUUAUGAGGUGAAAUACGAUAGUGAGCCAGAGUGGCAAUAUUACCUUGAGAUUCUGCAGGAUUAUAAGAAAGGUUGGGUGGAGCUGGAUGAAUGAGCGGAUGGGUG
Molecule: messenger RNA, 4208 nt
Organism: Protobothrops mucrosquamatus (brown spotted pit viper)
Lineage: Eukaryota; Metazoa; Chordata; Lepidosauria; Squamata; Viperidae
Gene: PRMT2IP
Product: chromosome unknown C15orf39 homolog
Exons: 3
Coding region: 79-4197 (1372 amino acids)
Source: RefSeq, a predicted model, not a curated record